AUGAAUUCGUCGAGUGGUCGACCUCCUCCGCCGUACAAUGGCCUGCCCCCGCCAAUUCCUUCUCAUCUCAACCAGGUCAAUGCUGCGAAAUGGCAGGCUGGGUACUGGCAACCCAAUCCACAUUACAAUCCCAUGCUUCACAGCGCGCAGGCAGCGCAGAUGAUGGCAGCAGCUGCCGCUCACAGUCGCAUGCAAGGUGAAGUCCUCACCUACUGA
This is a messenger RNA of Coprinopsis cinerea okayama7#130, 216 nucleotides long. RefSeq lists its product as hypothetical. The transcript has a single exon. The record is from RefSeq and is a predicted model, not a curated record. Lineage: Eukaryota; Fungi; Basidiomycota; Agaricomycetes; Agaricales; Psathyrellaceae. The coding region runs from base 1 to 216 and encodes 71 amino acids.